Scophthalmus maximus (turbot) is the source of this 2398-nucleotide messenger RNA. RefSeq names its product hematopoietic SH2 domain containing (gene hsh2d). Bases 181 to 1422 code for a protein of 413 amino acids. The transcript has 6 exons. The record is from RefSeq and is a predicted model, not a curated record. Gene Ontology annotation, cellular component: cytoplasm. NCBI's taxonomy places the organism in Eukaryota, Metazoa, Chordata, Actinopteri, Pleuronectiformes, Scophthalmidae.
GGGAUGCAGAGGUGGCCUUAGAGAAGCAAUCACCUUGUCACUGGACAGCUGGCAAAACCAAAAACGGAAUUAUAGCUUUUUAUGAAGCCUCCCACCUCUGCACUAUGGCAUUAACGUGGUGUCAUGCAAUGGCGGAAGAAGGCAGAAUAGAAUAGGCUUAUUGUUUACCUUCUGCUAUAAAUGGCACUGUCUGAAUGUGUGGGGCUGUGUGGCAGCUGCGUGGUUAAGGUUUUGCCUCCGCCCACAGUCAGACACUUUUACCAGGAGCUCUGCUGCCUCAUUUCAUCACCGAGCCGCCAGACAAGAAUAGAUGAGCAGUUUCUCAGGAUGAUGGAGUCGAGUCAGUCGUUACAAGGACAAUACGAUGCCGUCACCUGGUUCGCAAAGUCCCAGCAACAGUCUGUGAUCAGGGACGGUAUAGUCCCAGAAUGGUUUCAUGGGAUCAUCUCCAGGAAGACGGCAGAGGAACUGCUCAUGCCCAAGCCUCCCGGCUACUUCCUCAUCAGAGUCAGUGAGACCAGGAUUGGCUACACUCUCUCGUAUCGUGCUGACGACCGCUGCAGACAUUCCAUGAUCGAUCCAUUGGAGGACGGCCAUUAUAUGAUAGUAGGGGAGAACAGGCGGCACCGGUUUCUGCAGGACCUUGUGGACUUCCAUUGUAGAACUCCCAUCAUGCCUUUCAGUGAGGUGUUGACCUUCACUUGUGGACAGUCUUCAAAUGACAAGACAGACGACAAAGAACUUCUGUUUCCCCAAAGACAUCCGAAACCCAACUCCGGUUUAAUACAACACAACUCACUGCAACUGAAAAGGAGCUGCCCCGUGUCUGAAGAAGAGAUCGCCCCGCCUGCCCUUCCUUAUCGACCACGAUACCUGUGCACCCCUGCAGUCCUGGCUGCAAGCAGCCAAGCACACAAGCUGUACCCAUGUUUGCAAGGAGAAUUUCCAAACCUCACCUCCCAACUUCCAGACACGCCUGUGCCAUUGACCAGGAAGAGAAAUACAGCCGACAACACUCCAUUCAACCAGCCUCCGGAUGUCCCUGCUCGGAUAUGUGCACCUCCACUGAAGCUGAACCAAGCCUGUAUCAGGACAGGGUCCACACCUGAGGCUCCCUCCGCUUCCACAGCCACUGAGCAGCCUCUCAGCGACAACAUCCAGCCUGUGAGGAACCACAUAGGGAAGCCAUCGGUUGUCACCAGCUUCAAGAACCUGAAGAAGAAAUUCCAAAAGAGAAGUGCAUCGCAGCUGCAGAUGUACAUAGAGAAUUUGGAGGCGCCUGACAGGAGUGGAAACACUGAGGGCGAGUACGUGGAGAUCCUGGGGGAGCAGACAUUGGACGGUGCAACAUUUUCGAACAAUCCCGAUGGAGUGUUACCUCAUGAGUACCUGCCACCUCCUCCUUUUGCCCCAGGUUACUGAUACAUAACUGCCCCCUUAGAAAAUAAUGAAUAGAUGGACAGGAUUGUGAAUCGCCUGAAAACCAUGUUGGAUCAUCGGACCAAAGAGGUGCAUAAUGUGCACAAUGCCCCGAGUGGGUACAACUGCGGGGCAUCACCAUUCAGACAUGAGGAAGGUCGUUUUGAUAUCAAGGCAAGAAAGAGAAGCGUAUUUCCCAAAAUGACAAAUUCUUCCUCCAAACUUUUGGAGGCUUGCAAUGUACAGUUUGCAAACUUUUUCCGAACAUAUACCAAAAUCAUAGCAAUUGAUAAUUGAAUGUUGUUGAAUAUAAAUAACUUUUUCCCUUUUUCCCCACAAGGUUAAGAUGAUGAAAUGAUGAAAUAGAAUACAUUACUGUCCAUAUGUGACAGCCAUCAGUGCCAGUGACAUGUGAAUGUGUUAUUUUUAUGUAUUUGUUUGGGUUAUGUUUUUUUACAACAGACAAUAAAACACUGUUACAUAAGAAUAAGUACGGGUCGGUGGCUGAAGCUAAUUUGCUGCCCCAUUCACUGGUGAGGCCUUCAAAGUCAGGUUAAAUGUAUGCAAUCGUCUCUUUUGUGAAAAAUACAAAAUACAAAAAGUAUGAGUAGGCUGCCAGAGGAAGUUAAAUGCAUCAAUAUGACAAUUGUAAUGUCAGCUGCUUUGAAUACAGGAGAUACAAAUCUCUUACCAACAGGGAAGUUUGAGCAGAGAGAAAAUGCAGACACUGGUCAAACAUGUUUCACAGGUAGGAACAGACAGGUGAGUCAAAUUCAAUUUGACAGCUUCUGGACACAGAGGUGGCAUUGCCUGAAAUACACUAUUUAAUUGUUACCGCAUAUAAUAGCUAGAGAUGAGUAAACAAUGUGAUGGCUUCAAUAUUUCACUAUAAUAUACAUAGCGUGUAAUGUUGCUACUGUAUAUGACUGGGCUAAUGAAGCACUUAAUAAAAGUCUGAUCUGUAUCGGUUUCCAAGGCU